CCGGGCGGGCGCGGGGCCGCGGCGGGCUUUAGGCGGCGGCGCCAUGGAGCGGCCCGGGAGCGCCGAGGGGGCCUGGGCCGCGCUGCUGGGCCGGCAGCACCCGCAGGCCCGGGAGUUCUGCCCGGGGUUGAACAACCGGCCCUACGUGUGCGAGACCGGGCACUGCUGCGGGGAGAGCGGCUGCUGCACCUACUACUACGAGCUGUGGUGGUUCUGGCUGCUCUGGACCAUCCUGAUCCUGCUGAGCUGCUGCUGCGCGUUCCGGCACCGCCGGGCCAAGCUGCGCCUGCAGCAGCAGCAGCGGCAGCGUGAGAUCAACCUCAUCGCCUACCACGGUGCCUGCCAGUACCCCCCGUCCGUGGGGGACCUCCGGCUGCUGGCCUCCUUCAAGCUCCCGGCGUACGAGGAAGUGGCGCAGCGCCCCGGGACGCCACCGCCGCCCUACAGCCCCGGGAGCCCCUCGCUGUCCCCCGGCUCCUCCGGGGGCUGCAGCUCCUGCUCGUGCGGCUGCUCCUGCGCCUCCUCCCCCAGCAGCUCCUCGCUCUCGGCACCGGGCACCGACGAGACGGACCCGGAGCCGGGCCCGGGCCCGGGAGGUGGCAGUGCUGGCUGUGAUGGCGGCUCCAGCAGCACCGGUGCCAGCUGGGACCUGCCCCUGCCCGAGGAGCUGCCGGCCCGCGGGGGCCCUCCCAAACAAGUCCCCCCGGACUUCUGUGAGGCCGAGGGCCGCCCCUGCUCUGACACUGAGAGGGGCGAGGACGGGGGUGGUGGAGCGGCGCUGGGGGGUUGCUCCGGGCGGCACCGACGGCUCACAGGGGAUUCAGGCAUUGAGGUGGGCCGGGGCCCGGAGGAGGAGGAGGGCGAGCCCGAGGGCUGUGGGGGGCCAGGGGGUGGUGGGGGGCCUGGCUCACCUGUGCUGCCCUUCUGAGCCCCCCACAGGCCCCCCAGCUGGGGUCUGGACUCAUCACGGAGCCCCUGGGGGCUCCUCGCCCUGACUGACACCCACCCUGCAGCGUGGUGGGGUCCUGCUGGAGCCCCUUUCCCUCUGAACUGCUUCUGGGGCCUCCCCCAUGAUCCCGGUGCUGCUGCCUGGGGCGGCCCCAUUGCCUGGGGGGUGCCCAAGACCGUGGGGGUGGGUGGUCCCGGCGCAUUCUCUCACCAUUAAAGAGAUGUGGAAGUAC
Messenger RNA from Corvus hawaiiensis (hawaiian crow), 1181 nucleotides. RefSeq names its product WW domain binding protein 1 (gene WBP1). Bases 44 to 928 code for a protein of 294 amino acids. Gene Ontology annotation, molecular function: WW domain binding. NCBI's taxonomy places the organism in Eukaryota, Metazoa, Chordata, Aves, Passeriformes, Corvidae. The record is from RefSeq and is a predicted model, not a curated record. The transcript is spliced from 4 exons.